UAAAAUUAGAACCAAUUAAGUGAACUAUAAUCCCGAAAAUUAUGCAAAAAAAAAAUCAGUUUCUUCCCCAAAUAUCAGUUUUUCCAUUUUGAGUUUCACCAUUAACGCUAAUUAGGGCUUUGAAAUUAGUGGACUACAAACCCUAAAAUCGAAAAUGGAGGCCAAAAUCAACCGAUUAUUUGGGCCAAUUGUUACAUUCAUCAAUGGAGGGGACCAACUUCCUUGGACCUCACCUGACAUUGUUGUUGGCUGCGAGAGAGAAGUUGCAGAUGCUAACAAAGGUGCCUCUGAUGAAGGACAGAAUGAGAGUAUUAUGAGAUUGUCAUGGGCUCUUGUUCAUUCUAAACAACCUGAAGAUGUGCAACGAGGGAUAGCUAUGCUUGAGGCUUCACUUGCCAACGCCAGUAGUCCACUACAGCAGCGAGAAAAGCUUUAUCUUUUAGCUGUUGGAUAUUACAGAAGUGGGGAAUAUUCAAGGAGCAGAGAGCUUACAGUUCAAUGUCUCGAGAUUGCACCUGAUUGGAGACAAGCUUUAUCGCUUAAGAAGGCUAUUGAAGAUAGAAUUACUAAAGAUGGUGUCAUUGGUAUAGGAAUCACUGUGACCACUAUAGGACUCAUUGCUGGUGGGAUUAUAGCAUCGUUUGUACGAAGAAAAUGAUCUUCAGUAAAACAACUAUCUGAGGUUAUUGACACAAAAACCCGAGUUUCUAUUGACAAAAAGAAGAUGAACGAACCAUAUUAGUUUGUUUCUUUUCCAUUUCCUUGCCUCCUUCUCUUCGACUCGUUUAAAGGGAGUCAGUAAAUGUUAUAUAGAAUAAUGACAGACCAUAUGGCUGAAAUUCUUGUGAUUUACUGCUCGUUUGGUUAAAGACUCACUUUGGAAUUACUAGUUAUAUGAAAUGUCAUGUAAAUUUUGCUU
Molecule: messenger RNA, 919 nt
Organism: Solanum pennellii
Lineage: Eukaryota; Viridiplantae; Streptophyta; Magnoliopsida; Solanales; Solanaceae
Product: mitochondrial fission 1 protein A-like
Exons: 5
Coding region: 155-658 (167 amino acids)
Biological process (GO): mitochondrial fission; autophagy of mitochondrion; peroxisome fission
Cellular component (GO): peroxisomal membrane; mitochondrial outer membrane
Molecular function (GO): protein binding
Source: RefSeq, a predicted model, not a curated record